GAGUUUUAACACUCGAUCAACACUAUUUUUCAAAAUAUAAUACACACAGAUCCACCCUGCAUUCUAUUUUAAUAAAGAGUAACGGUGUUUGGUGAUGUAAACUUGAACCAAUGAAACGAUUUUACUAAUUAAUACACACGAGUCUCCGCGUCUAGCUUGUUUGACGCCCCAGUAAACUAUCCUCAUUAUACCUUGGUCCCAUAUCGCACCGCCCAUCAUGGAGCCUCUCAACCGAAACUUUCAGAGUACGCCAGCCGAGCAGCAGCGUAUGCUCCCUAAGGAUGACUUUGACGCCCCUUUGCUACAACACUAUAGGAGACGCUCGCGGGCGAACAGAAUUGAGCCCCCCUUCCUAUGGGUUGAGUACGGGACAUUCGCCUUGCUCGGUAUGGCGAUGCUAUGGUCUUGGAACAUGUUUCUGGCCGCAUCGCCGUAUUUUCAGGAUCGCUUCCGGUCGAGCAAAUGGGUCUCUGAAAACUCACAAUCGGCCAUCAUAGCCGUCUCGACAUUUACGAAUCUAAGCGCUAUGAUUAUUCUAACUAAUACGCAGAGCACAGGAAACUAUUCUUCUAGGGUCUACUCGGGACUAUAUGUCAAUUUCUUUAUAUUCGCCCUCUUGACCGCAUCUACAACAGUCUUCCGGGACGUCUCGCCGAGCCAGUACCUAAGCUUCAUUCUGGCCAUGGCUGUCAGUUCUUCCUGGGCUUCUUGCUUGAUGCAAAACGGUGCCUUCGCUCUUGCGGCGAGCUUUGGUCGACCAGAGUAUAUUCAGGCUAUUAUGGCCGGCCAGGGUGUGGCGGGUGUACUUCCGGCCGCCGCUCAGAUUUUCUCGGUUCUCGUAACGCCCUCAGGGGAAACAAUCUCUGAUGGAGCACAGUUUUUGACUUUCGAUGCGGAGAUUUCGGCCUUUAUCUACUUCCUGACUGCCGUGGUCGUUUUUUGCCUCGUGCUGCUAGCCUUCGUCCUGCUGCAGAGGGAACACAGCCGGCGAGCCGGGCACCAAGCAGCAUCUACAGCUGGCCAACCUGACGGUGAGACUUUCGCUCACAGGCUGAUUGACCAGAUAAAUGUUCUUAAAAAGCUAUAUUGGUGCUCUGCCGCCAUUUUUACAUGCUUCGUCAUCGCCAUGUUCUUCCCUGUUCUGACACCCAAAGUUCUAUCUGUGACACCGCCGUCUGAGGCGAACCCGCUUCUGACUCCCGCAACGUUCAUUCCACUAGCUCUACUGUUCUGGAAUCUGGGGGACCUUGUCGGAAGGGCGAGCGCACUGUCACUGCCGUUCCAUGGCCCUCAGGCUCUGCUCUUCGCCCUGAGCGUUGCCAGGGUCCUGUUCCUGCCGCUGUACACGCUAUGUAACAUUCAUGGCAGGGGCGCAAUCAUUCCCAGCGAUCUAUUCUACUUACUCCUUGUCCAGUUCCCAUACGGACUGACAAACGGAUGGCUUGCGAGUAAUUGUAUAAUGACCGCCUGUGAGAGGGUCGACACAGACAAGAGAGAACUUGCUGGAGGGUUAAUGGUCUUGUGUCUCAUGUGUGGGCUCACAGUCGGGAGUCUUUUGAGUUUUACUGUGGCAGGGAUUUGAUCAGGGUGUGCAGUUUUGUAUGAAUGAACACGUAUUUACAGGCAUGUGGCUUGCAUGUAUAGGAUUCUGACUAUGAAGGUUUUUUUCACACGACUUCCGUUGGACAGGAACUAGAGAAUCCAGGCAAUUCUUUAUCAAUUUAUGAGAGACUGAUCUUGAGAAUUGCGUAAAUGGGGGUAGUGGUGGGUCUUUAUAUAUUAUUUUCUGUGUUUAGUAAUUAAGUGUAUGCUAGCCUCAGCCCAC
Messenger RNA from Xylaria bambusicola, 1825 nucleotides. RefSeq names its product nucleoside transporter. The record is from RefSeq and is a predicted model, not a curated record. NCBI's taxonomy places the organism in Eukaryota, Fungi, Ascomycota, Sordariomycetes, Xylariales, Xylariaceae. Gene Ontology annotation, biological process: nucleoside transmembrane transport. The transcript has 2 exons. Gene Ontology annotation, cellular component: fungal-type vacuole membrane; plasma membrane. Gene Ontology annotation, molecular function: nucleobase transmembrane transporter activity; nicotinamide riboside transmembrane transporter activity. Bases 218 to 1582 code for a protein of 454 amino acids.